Molecule: messenger RNA, 1232 nt
Organism: Boeremia exigua
Lineage: Eukaryota; Fungi; Ascomycota; Dothideomycetes; Pleosporales; Didymellaceae
Exons: 2
Coding region: 126-1124 (332 amino acids)
Source: RefSeq, a predicted model, not a curated record
CGGCGCUGCAUCACCGGAACCAGUUCGCUCACCCAACCCCCCGCCAGUAGCUACACGAGCCGAAAUUGCGUUGCCCGUCGUCGCCAUAUAUUGACACGCUCGUUCUGGCCGCCCCCCCUCCCACCAUGUUCUUCAAACGCCGCUCAUCCCGCGCCAACAGCUACGUAGAGCACGACGGCCACCGCCAAUCCUCUGACGACUUCAGCGAAAAGCGCCCCGAGAGCAGCCGCGCCGCCCCGCCCGUUACCCAGGACCCCGAAGACGAAGCCGACAUGUACCCGCGCCAGGAGCAACCUCUGCCCGUCCGCGGCAUGUCCAAUGGCGGCCACAGCACCCACGGCGCCCACGGCCACGGCAUGCCCCUAGGUGCGCCAGUGCCUGGGACGGGCGCCGUCAAGGCCGAGCCAAUGCCCGAUCUGCUAGCCGCUGCCUUCAACCAGGCGGUGCGCCCGUACACAGAGAAGAUUGAGCAGCUCGAGGGCCAGCUUGCCGAUAUGCAGACGUGGAUCGACCAGCUCGAAGCCCAGCGCGCUGAGGUGCACAGCUGGAUUGACAAGCGCGGCUUGCGCCCAGACGUGCCCUCGGCCAUCGCCAAGAUCAUGGACACCACCACCCCCGACGCCGCCCACACGCUCAACGCCCAGCUCGACCGUAAGAUCACCAUCGUCAACUUCGAUCUGCACCGCCUGCAGGACGACCUCAACGACUCCAUCUCGUCGGCCCACUUCGCCUCAUCCAUGCUCAAGUUCCUGCCCGACAUCCAGCGCCUGACGUUGCUGCCCCAGGGACCCAAAUAUGCCUUCGAUCUGAUCCUUAAGUUGGGCGGCAACCUCAACUCGCACGGCGGCCUCGACAGCGCUGACAGCGCCGACAUUGCCGCGCGCCGCGACUUCUACAGCCGCCUCGACGCCGCCAUGGUCGACGUCGUGCAGCGCCGCUUCGGCGAGGGCGAGGAGUGGAACGUCCAGCGCGAGAUCAAGCGUAUCGAGAAGACAGCCAGCUACCUUAAGACGUACGGCGUCGAGCCCUACUUCCCGCAGACGCGCGAGGUCAUGGCCCGCGAGAUGGAGUUCCAGCCCAACGGCGUGCCAAACGGCCAGGGCACUCCUCCUCGGUACCACUAGCCGCUGCGUGUGGCGCGCGUGCUGAUGCUGUGUAGGCCAAGUGAGUGGUUGGGGCAGGGGUCAAAUGUAUGCGAGCGCUCAAUUUUAUCGAGCAUUCUUGCAUUCGGU